GUCGAACAAAAGAUAGAAGACCGGUGCGCGGGCGCAGUUGAUCCAUUGCUCUCUUGUACGUCGUUGAGUGAACUUGCUUUCGGCACUGGAUACUAUCGCGUGAUUUUUUAUUUGUUAAAAAUAAAAAAUGACGACCGCGAGCGUCUUGCUCACCGUGAGCACUACGUGGACCGCCAACAACGAUGUCUGUGAGAAAGACGAGCGCGUGGGCCGGUCCGGCAGAAAUAUAGCAGCAGUGGCAGCAAGAGAACUAAGAGAAACACCAGCAACUAAAGAACAAGCUAUACGAAUUAUGCGCGAUUGGAUACAACAGAAUAAUGAUAUUAAAAAUGUUAGACAAGAUGAAUCAUUCUUACUACGUUUUCUUCGUCACAAGAAAUACAGCGUGCCAAUGGCUCAGCAAACACUCUUGAAAUAUUUGAACUUGAGAAAGUUUUAUCCCAACAUAUUCACUAAUUUAGACUGCGAAGAUCCUAAAGUAAAGGAGAUUCUAAGUAAUGGGUACAUAGUUGUUUCGCCGCUUCGAGACAGCAAGGGUCGUCGGGUCAUCGUUUACAACAUGGGCAAAUUCGACGCGUCAAAAUUCGGCUGUUGGGACAUGUGUCGCGCUCAUAUGGUUGUUUAUGAAACCUUGAUGGAAGAGCCGACGGACCAGAUUUUCGGUUUCACACACGUGGGCGAUGGUAGCGGAUCGACGACUGCUCACGUGACCACUUGGAAUCCCAUAGACUUUGCGCGUCUUAUAAAGUGGGGCGAACAAUCAAUCCCAAUGCGUCACAAAGAGUUCCAGCUCAUAAAUGUUCCGGUCGCCCUCAAGUAUAUCAUUGACUUUGCGAAGACAAAAGUCUCCACAAAAAUUAAAGAAAGAUUACACACUCACACAAAUAUAAAGAACCUUCAAAACGAAGUAGACGUUUCGUGUCUACCGACGUCUUAUGGCGGUCACAUACCCUUGCAAGAAAUGAUCGAAUACACAAGAGAUCUGAUGCUGGAGAAAAGACAGAUUCUACUCUCUUUAGACGAGAUGGAAAUGAUUAACGCAUCUGGAAUAAUAUCUUCACGGAACCCAUCAAAGGUCAUUAAAGGAGACAGCGUGUCAGUCGAAGGCAGUUUUAGAAAAUUAGAAAUAGAUUAACUGUGAUGUAUCGAUUUAGAUUAAACUAGAAUACUAAGCAUUUACGUAAUGUAUAUAGUUUAAGGAAUAAAGGAUUUAAAUAUAAAUACCGUGUCUGGUGGUAGCUGUAAAUGUGCUGUCUUAUUAAUCAUCGACUGUUAUAUUAGCAUAUAAGGAUUACUACAGGAAAUGAAACCAUUAUCAAUUGUUUUAUCUGUACAAUAACGGCCGCGCUUAUAAACGUUGUUUAGUUGCAACACUGAUUUAUCACUUUCUGUCACCAUUGAUUUGAUAUAAGAAAGAAGAAGACAAACAUUGUUCAACUAAUCACCCCCUAAACAACAUUUAUAGGUAAAAUCGUAUAACACUUAAAAAUAAUAUUAAAAUAUAAUAAUUUUGAUAUAUCCAGCUGUCAUUUAUUAUUAAAAUAUGAAACAAAGGCAGCUCGACACAAGUAUUAGUAAGGUAUAUUGUUUUUGUUUUACUGUUCUAAACGACGUUUAUAGUUAAAAUGUUGCUUAGAAUGUUAUGAGUUAUGACAUUGUGGUUACAUCUUUAUAAUGUCGAAUCGAUGCGUGUGUGUGAAAUAAUGAAUACUUACCGUUUAAAAUUACGAAUAUCAUUAAGUUGAUUUGCCUUAAAAACAGCACGUUUGUCGUCGGUCACGUUGUAACAUAGGAAUGUUAUCUUUCUUAUUAUUUUCAGUUCGAUGUAUCGAAUUCGUUAUAGGUGGUAAAUUAAUUUCUAUGAUUUGUCUUAAAAUUUGAUUUGAGAAAAUAUAAUUGUUUUUGUUCAUUCGAUGUAGUAAUGUAUAAAUAAAUUUUGUUUGGUUAUAACUAUUGGAUAUCUCAAAUGUUAUAAUAAAUAUCUACAAACUCACAAGUAUGUGUUUUUAACAAUUAACGUUCAAGAAAUCAGUGGUUUCCGUGUGUAUGCGUUAUAAAAAAUAUUAUUUUAUUUAAUGCAUUGCAACAAAAAUAUUAAAAUUUAUUUUUAUUCUUAGCACCCAAAAGUCUUGUCAGCUUGUUUGAGUGCCGACACGGUCUUUGAAUAUAUGCUUAAACAUAUUUUUAUUAAUCAUACAAUAAAACCACUAAUUAUGGCAAAUAAUUAAAUACAUGCGAUUUAACUAUUGUUUAAAUG
Molecule: messenger RNA, 2257 nt
Organism: Nymphalis io (European peacock)
Lineage: Eukaryota; Metazoa; Arthropoda; Insecta; Lepidoptera; Nymphalidae
Gene: Cralbp
Product: retinaldehyde-binding protein 1
Exons: 7
Coding region: 128-1135 (335 amino acids)
Cellular component (GO): membrane
Molecular function (GO): phosphatidylinositol bisphosphate binding
Source: RefSeq, a predicted model, not a curated record